UGUCAAUGUGCCUCAGAUACCUAAGUCAAGUCCCGACACUUAGGCAGAUCGGGGGUAAUUCGCUGUGUACGCGACCACCACCGAACACACCUCCAUUUUCGCAUUGGGCCCCGUAUCAUCUCAAACAGGCCUUCCAGUGUCAUUUGCAGUCUCGAUGUGCUCUGCUCGCUCCCCAAAUCCACAUCUGAGCUUUUCUAUCGCACCCGAAGACGUUCAAACAUGUUGUCAAGCACGAACCAUCGCGAGGACGCGUUGGGUGCCGAAUCUUCGACAAUCUGCAUCCAAGAGCUGUCAGUGUACGGCCAGGACGGUGUCUUGGCCCGGCCCCAGGGAUACGCUGUGGAAGCCCUAAGCCACGAUCACGGUGCUUCCCACGUCAUUUCUGCCCGUCUAGUGGCCUUCCUAAGCAGCCGCAAUGUAGACGCAAUCCGGGGCAGUGCAAGAGCCGGAGACUGCUUCAUCAAGCUCGACUGGACUUUCCCUGGCAGUUCGUACCCCAAGUUCACGACUCGUCAUCUUCUCGACGUCGACGACACCGCGAGUGACGUGAGCUUCAGCGGCGGGCUCGACUGGGCUCACAGAAUCUUGGUCGCCUCGCAGCACCUACAACCUCCCGGCAAUUAUCCCUCCCAGGCAUGCCCGCUCGAACCAAGGUUCUGCAACAGACCAGAUUGGCUUGUCCAACCGCCACUGCGCUAUCCGUUUGAUGGGGAUCUCACCUUUGAAUUUGCCGAAUUACCAGAAGACGAUGACGAGGACUGCGUCUCUUUGUGUUCGGAUCCCACCUCUUCAACUGUUACCUUGAACUCAAGUGCACGCUAUUCGGCGUUGGGCAUGGACCAGGCAAGCGAACCGCCAAUUUGGGGACUUUGUCGAGAGGACAGCUGUGCGGACGGCCACCUCGCCAACGACGACCUCCUCGUCGACGACGACAUGAACAAGCAACACGAAGCUCUCCGGCUGCAGAGGAUGGAAGCCGAGGCCAUGCUUGACCGUAAUGGCGACGCAGGCGGUCUCCUUGCCGUAAUGGCCUCCGCGUCGGGCUCCAUUGGAAAUUGGGACUGCCUUGGUAGGCCGAUCUUCUAG
This is a messenger RNA of Thermothielavioides terrestris NRRL 8126, 1086 nucleotides long. RefSeq lists its product as uncharacterized. The transcript is spliced from 3 exons. The record is from RefSeq and is a predicted model, not a curated record. Lineage: Eukaryota; Fungi; Ascomycota; Sordariomycetes; Sordariales; Chaetomiaceae. The coding region runs from base 220 to 1086 and encodes 288 amino acids.